This is a messenger RNA of Drosophila melanogaster (fruit fly), 1165 nucleotides long. RefSeq lists its product as uncharacterized. Lineage: Eukaryota; Metazoa; Arthropoda; Insecta; Diptera; Drosophilidae. The coding region runs from base 129 to 458 and encodes 109 amino acids. The transcript has 3 exons. The record is from RefSeq and is marked reviewed.
AGAGCAAUUCCAUUUCUACGCCCGUCGUCGAUGGUUUAACAAAAUCCGCACUCUUAAUCCAAUUAAACAGCGUCGAAAAAAUAUAUUAAAAAAAAAAAAAAAUUACACAAACACACACAAGAAAAACAAUGCAUUUGCCCCAAGGAGCAUUAAGCUUUCUGUUCAUCACUUGCAUGAUGUUCGCACUGGCAGGCGGCCAUCCAUCAAGCGACAAGCUGAAGAUCCGAAUACACGUGCCGGUGAAGCACCACACACAUGUACACACGAAGACGGUCAUUAAGAAGGUUCCGCUGCCCAUUCCGGUGCCGGUCAAGGAGCACCACCACGAGCCGAAGAAGCACCACAGCAGCCGCAGCCAUCACCAUCACCACCACCACGACGACGACCAGGAUGACGAUUUCGAGGGCUACGAGUACCCCAUCAAGGCCAAGCGGCGCACGCGGCAUCCCUUUGUCUGAGUUCGGGCACAGACCACCCAACCACAUACGCCGCCCACUCCGCCCAACUCAGCGGGGAAAAUGAAAUCAAAUGAAAUACAAUUUACGCAGAUUAAGAUGGAAAUAAACCAAAAUACGAGCCAGCUUGGCCAGAAAAGGCCGAAAAAAAAACAACACAGAACACAAAGCAAGAAAAACGCAAUCCUGGGUCUGAUUUGUCGUCACUGUUUUUAGUGCGUAAGAGUACAACGUAAAAUAAAGAGAGAACCCUUAGAUCUAAGUAAUCAUUUCAGUGCAAUAAAAUAUACAAAAAUUACACUUAAGCACAAUUUAAAGCCGGCAUCGAAAACUUUUUCAUUGGUAUUUCAGUCACGACAAAGUUCGAGCACAUAAACAUGUUUUUUUUUGGGGGCUUUCCGUUUGUAAACUUAUCUGUGUGGGUGGUUGGAAAUAGGAAAAUCAGCUAGCUGAAAUUUAACAAGGAUUCAUUUGACUUUCUAGAAAUAAAUGGUAUUUUGUAAAAUUGUAAGCAACUAGCACAUAAUUCCUAAUUGAAGAAGUAGCUAGAGCUUGCACAAUAAAAUCUCCUCUUUGAGGAAAGAACAUUUUUUAAAGCUUAUUCAAUGUAUUUUAUUAAAAUAAACCAACUUAAUUAAAUGAAGUGCGAAAAUGGAAUCCAUUUUUGAUUUAAACUGCUAUUAUUGUAUAUUCCUGGCAUAAAUGUACGC